Molecule: messenger RNA, 3811 nt
Organism: Cyprinus carpio (common carp)
Lineage: Eukaryota; Metazoa; Chordata; Actinopteri; Cypriniformes; Cyprinidae
Product: zyxin-like
Biological process (GO): integrin-mediated signaling pathway; transforming growth factor beta receptor signaling pathway
Source: RefSeq, a predicted model, not a curated record
AAACGAGAGAGAACUUGUUUAGACGGAGGGAUGGUGUCAUUCCUUUAGAAGACAUGUAGGGGGAGGGUCCAACAGCUGUGCAUUUGGAAGAAACAGGAGUAGAGACUGCAGAAAAAAGUUAUCAUCGAAAACAGUCUUCCAGGCCUACAGAGAGAGAUAGACGAAUAGAAGGAGAAGGAAAGAGGCAUACAGAUCAAGAUGGCUGACUCUAGCACCGGCAAGCCUAUGGUGGUCACUUCCUCUGUCACUCUCAAAGUUACCGCUCCUUCUUUCUACAACCAACCCAAAAAGUUUGCAUCUGUCGCUCCUCCACGCCCCAAAGCACAGAUGGCCCCAUCACAGCCCUCGUCAUUUGUAAGCAGUGGUGUAAUUGGACGAGUUGGAGAGAUGCCCCCACCCCCUUCAACUCUUUGUGAGGACUUUCCGCCCCCUCCUCCUCCACUGGAUGAUGCAGAGCUUCCAGCCCCUCCUCCAGAAUGCCAAAUCAUACCCCCUGCAUCCGAUGCCCCUCCUCCUGCAUUCCCAGCCCCGCCCCCAGUUGCAGAAGACCUGAACCUCCCAGCACCUCCUGAGGAAUUAACCUCUGUACCUUCUGCCUCAUUCCCCCCACCACCACCACCACCACCACCUCCUCCUCCUCCUCCCCCUGGGACAAGUGCAGGUGUCAGCUCUCAGAGGCUGUUUCAGAAGCAGACCAGUUUUGACAGGCAGUUGGGCUCAUUGACCGAUAUGUUAUCAGAGAUGGAGACCAGCGGACCUUUCAAUCCAAAGUUGCCUAGCCAGUUUUCAUCAGCGCCAAAGCCCGCACCGCCUCCAGUGACCGCUCCUAAGCCUGCCCUUUCUUUUCUGCCCCCUCCUGAGCUGCAGGAUCGUCCUCCCCCUGCCCCUUGGGCUGAGGAGCUACGUGCCCGAACACGACCGGCCAAUCAGAACACCGCAUCUGCCCCCGCACCUGUCCAGUCAUUUACUAAAGCCCCAGCUGUUGCUCCAAAGACCAACUUCCCUCCCAGUCAGCUGAAUUCAAAUUUUGGAUCCAAAACAGUUACUCCAGCACCUUCUGGAGGCGCAAGAGGGUUUAACCACGCUGUUAAAACCCCCGCCCAAAGCUCUUUCCCACCACCUCCACCUGCCGCCCCUCCCGCCCCUGUUCCUCCACCAGCGAAUAUUCCUGCCCCUGCACCUACAUUCAAUCACUCUGAAGCAUCUCCCACUGGCAGUCAGCAGAGCUUUGCUCCGCCUUCUUCUGCUGCGCCUAAAAUAUCGUCCGUCUCAUCAUUCAACAGACCAGCAGGAAACACGGUUCCACCGAAGGGGUCUGGUUCAGGUCCUCGUGGAGCUCCUCUCACUAUGAGAGAAGUAGACGAGCUGGAGAAAAUGACUAAGGACUUGAUCAAAGACAUGGACAAACAUCCUCCUGUGAACACCUCUCCAGCUACAGAGGUGUGCGGUAAAUGUCGAGAGGCUCUGCCUAGAUCUCAGCCAGCAGUAAGAGCGAUGGAUAAACUCUUCCACUCUCAUUGUUUCUGCUGCGUGAGCUGUCAGCGCCCCCUACAGGGCAUGCAGUUCUACGACCGUGACGGAACGCCUCAGUGCGAGGACUGCUACAUGAGUUCUCUGUCUGUGUGUUCCCGCUGUGGGGAGCGGAUCACAGAUCGUGUCCUGAAGGCGGUGGGCCAGUGUUUCCAUGCCCACUGUUUCCUCUGCACUACCUGCGGCUGCACCCUAGAGGGGGCUCCAUUCAUCACCGAUGACAAAAACAACCCUUACUGUGUCAAAGAUUACCAUCGACGCUUCUCUCCUUUUUGUGUAAGCUGCAAUGAGCCGAUUGUUCCCGACCCUGGAAGUGAAGAGACAGUCAGGGUUGUUGCCUUAGAGAAGAACUUUCACCUGAAGUGCUACCGCUGUGAGGAUUGUGCUCGCCCCCUUUCCAUAGAGGCAGACGCUGAUGGCUGCUAUCCAUUUGAUGGCAAAAUUCUGUGCAUGAAAUGCCAUACCCAACGUGCCAAGCAGGCCAAAAACUGAUUGGUGGAACUUGCCACAAACCUAAACCAAAUUUAAGACACACAGUUGGCGCAAAUGCAUUUUGAAAAUGCAUUAACCGUAUGUGUUUGAGAGCGUUGUACUUCUCUCAUACGUUUCACAUUGUCAUUUUCUCAUUUUCCUCAUGUUUGCUCAAUGACAGUUUCGUCGUCUCUCGAACAAAGCUCUGCUGCUUUUUCUGAAUGGCCUUAUUCAGAGCUUGCCCUGGUGUCUUUCUUAUAGGGAUUGAUGUGUGAGCACAGUGUUAGUGCCUCCAUGCUGAAUGUUACAUACGACAGUUUUUACCCCUAGAUUAAUAUGUAAAGUGUUAGAGAAGUGAUUUUUAGGACUGUUUUUUGGCUUGAUUUUUUUUUACUGUAGUGGCUGAUUCGGUGCAGAGGUAAUGUACUGCACUGCCGUCUCAGCUCAGCGAGCUGUACGACUCCCAGCAUGCCUUUAAAAAAACUCAGAACAUCCAUAAAUUGUACCACAGCUGACUACUGAGGUGAGACGUAAAGUCUGUGUAUCCAUAGCCAUCCAUGCACUUUAAAUAAGGCUUUCCGAAACAUACCUUUUAGUUGCUGAGAAGGGCUCUGUGUGAAAUGUAGUCACGACAAAUGUAAAAGAAGCAAAAACAAAGGCAGGGAAAGGUGAAAGAACAACGCGAUUUGUGUAUUUGUCAGGCAUGCUUCAUUUAUAGAACUGUUUACUUGUAAAUGAACAAAUAUUUUAAGAAGCACAUUCGUUUUGUCCUAAACCAUAUUGAUUAAAAUAUGUGAUGAUACAGCUGAGUAAGUUUGCAUUGAUUAUCACAGCCAGUAUCAGUUCAGUGGUUUUUCAUUCCUUAUAUUGCCAGAGGUGUUUAGCGAUUGCACAAAUGUAGGUCGGCUUGAUGAAAAAGUAUUUCCAAAGUAAACCACAUCAGUUGACUGAUCAAGUGUAUGACAUUGUAGCUAAAGCUUUUUAAAAACAUCUGGAUUAUGGAUGGUAUUAUCAUCACUAAGGCUUCAGGAUCUUUUGGUUGUAUGGAGCAGAAUUAAUUCAACAUCACAAAACUGAACAGUUCAUUUUUAUAAUUUUUGUUUAAAAAUAACUGUUACUGUACUGAACAAACUGAACUCUGAAAUGUUGAAUUUUUAACAGUCACCAUUGCCUGUGAUUACUGCACAAAAUUCCAGGUUUCCACCUUUACCAUUUUAGUUCGUUAGGUUCUGUUUUGUUUCAUUUUUUUUGUGUGUGUGUGUGUGUGUUUAUGAUAGCAACUACUGUCUCACUAACACCACUUAUUUUGGCUUUAAGGUAGCGCUGAUAUCAUUUUGAGAAUUACAUCUGUUUUUACAUAACUCAGAAACAUUUUUGUUUUGUUUCUCUAUGCACCUGUUUCCCUCGACUAUCUUGUUCUCGUAUUUGAUGUAACCGAAUAAACCGAUGGCUCCCAUCAUAAAAAAAUCUUACAUGACCAAAUCCAACACAUUAUGCAUGAUUUGUUGUUUUUGUUAUUACUGUGUUUUUAUACAUCAUGUUUCACAGUUGCCUCAUUUUCAUGCUGGUAUCACAAUACUGCUAAAUUCAGUAAGCUGUUAUUGACCAUUUGAACACUUAUGGUUUAGCCUCCAUGUGUAUUUACCAUUUACUAGUACUUUGUCUCUUUUUUUUGUCUCUUUUUUUUGUCUCUAAAUUCCUCUCUAAAUAUGUGAAUGUGCGCGUGUUUACGGUCGCGUGUUAUUUUUGCUAUAAUUGUUUUCCUUCCACAUUUGUACUGUAUUCUGAACUAAUAAAAGUAUGAAAUUGA